AUGAAGAAGGUUUCUCUUUAUGCUUGUUUAUUACUCAACUUGAGUCUUUUGGUUAUUUUUCCAUAUAGCAAAGCUACUCAGGCUGAUAAACUUGAUGAGUUGAUUCUGUCCAGAAGCUCACAGAAUCCUCCUAAGACUCUUUCUUGGGAAGAAGAAGAUGCAUUGAAAACACAGUCUUCUUCUUCUGCUUAUGUUGUUCCUCCUCAAGAGGGGCAUAUGCUAGCUGACAAGAUUGUCACAUUGCCUGGUCAACCCUAUGGAGUGAAUUUUGACCAAUACUCAGGCUAUGUCACAGUUGAUCAUGAGGCUGGGAAAGAACUUUUCUAUUAUUUUGUGGAGUCUCCAUAUAACUCUUCAACUAAACCUUUAAUAUUGUGGCUCAAUGGAGGACCUGGUUGUUCCUCACUGGGGUAUGGAGCCUUUGAGGAGCUAGGACCCUUCAGAAUCAACUCUGACGGCAAAACUCUAUACCGUAACCCAUAUGCUUGGAACGAAGUUGCAAAUAUACUUUUCUUGGAAUCUCCAGCAGGAGUAGGCUUUUCGUACUCGAACACUACUUCUGACUAUGAAAAUUCCGGAGAUAAGACAACUGCAAAGGAUGCUUAUGUCUUCCUUAUCAAUUGGCUGGAGAGGUUUCCACAGUACAAAACAAGAGGUUUUUACAUAACUGGAGAAAGUUAUGCUGGUCAUUAUGUUCCUCAACUAGCAUCCACUAUUCUUCAAAACAAUAAACUCUAUAACCAAAUCAUUAUUAACCUCAAAGGAAUUUCUAUAGGAAAUGCUUGGAUUGAUGAUGUUACAAGUUUGAAAGGGAUAUUUGAUUAUUUUUGGACUCAUGCUUUGAAUUCAGAUCAAACUCAUGAGUUGAUUGACAAGUACUGUGACUUCGCUUCUGAAAAUGUUUCAGCAAUAUGUGUCAAUGCAACAACUAGAGCUUCAAUUGAGAUAGGAAACAUAGAUUUCUAUAACAUCUAUGCUCCACAAUGUCACGACUCUUCUCUCAAAAAUGGCUCAACUGGUUAUGUAAGUAAUGAUUUUGACCCUUGUUCUGAUCACUAUGGUAUUUCCUAUUUCAAUAGACCAGAGGUCCAAAAGGCUCUUCAUGCAAAACCUACAAAUUGGAGCCAUUGCAGUCGUGUUAUUCGGACCUGGAAAGACAGUCCAGUUACAAUUCUUCCCACCAUCAAGUACCUCAUUGACAGUGGCAUUAAAUUAUGGAUAUACAGUGGUGAUACCGAUUCAGUGGUUCCAGUUACAUCUUCGAGAUAUUCAAUCAACACUCUCAAGCUCCCUAUCAACUCCGCUUGGCGUCCAUGGUAUUCUGGAAAAGAGAUUGGAGGAUAUGUGGUGGGAUACAAAGGAUUAACAUUUGUUACAGUAAGAGGAGCAGGACAUCUUGUUCCAAGCUGGCAACCGGAACGAGCUUUGACUUUGAUCUCAUCGUUCGUCUAUGGAAUCCUACCUCCUGUUUCACCAUCAAAUUAA
Messenger RNA from Lathyrus sativus (Indian pea), 1485 nucleotides. NCBI's taxonomy places the organism in Eukaryota, Viridiplantae, Streptophyta, Magnoliopsida, Fabales, Fabaceae. The record is from the annotation of a GenBank genome assembly.